AUGGCGCAAUGGAAAAAGCUUAAGACAGUUCUCCAAUUUUCCUCCGCGAAAAAGAAGCCAAAAAAAAAUCAGCCAGAAAGUGGUGCUAGAAUUUACAUAUCUGGGAUUUUUGACAUGAUUACCUUAGACCAUUUGGAGCAAUUUAAAACCUGCAAGAAAUUUGUUGAAAAUGCCUAUUUGAUCGUUGGAGUGAUUGGUGACACAAAUUUACCUACUCCAUGUAUAAUGAAUGAACAAGAGCGUAGCAGCUCAAUAAAGCAAGUCAAAUGAGUUGACGAAGUUAUAUGCCCAUGCCCUGAUGUAUUAAAUCUUCAAGUUUUGCAAGAAUUAAAGAUCGAUUAUGUGGCUGCAGAUGAAAAAGAAUUAUCAGACCCUAAAUAUGAAGCACUAAAUAAUUCAGGGAAAUUAAUAAAAAUCACAACGAUUCCGCUUUUGCCAUCUAAUGAAAUUAUUGCAAGAAUUGUGGAAAAUAGAGAUGAGCUGGUAAAGGCAUUUCUUGAUAAAGGAUUUUCUAGGCAUGAACUGGGAGUCGGGCUUGUUGAUGAAUACACUAUUAAAUCAAAAUACAAAAUAAAGGCUCUCCAGCACAAAUUCGAAAGAUUUUUGAGUGCCGUUUCAAUUGAAGUUGACCAGAUCAAAAAGGCACAUUACAAGAAAAAACUAGGACUGCUUUUAAAAAGAAAAAGCAAAGAAUUCACCCAGAAAUUUGUGGAUGCAUUUGAAGAAACAUCAGAAAAUUUUGAAGCAGUUCUAAGAAAAUUUUUCGAAUUCAAAACCGAAAAUUAA
Messenger RNA from Blepharisma stoltei, 786 nucleotides. The record is from the annotation of a GenBank genome assembly. Lineage: Eukaryota; Ciliophora; Heterotrichea; Heterotrichida; Blepharismidae.